This is a messenger RNA of Gadus macrocephalus (Pacific cod), 1015 nucleotides long. It is a transcript of the gene park7, whose product is annotated as parkinson protein 7. Gene Ontology annotation, molecular function: protein deglycase activity. The record is from RefSeq and is a predicted model, not a curated record. Gene Ontology annotation, cellular component: nucleus; cytosol. Gene Ontology annotation, biological process: guanine deglycation, glyoxal removal; protein deglycation, glyoxal removal. The transcript has 6 exons. Lineage: Eukaryota; Metazoa; Chordata; Actinopteri; Gadiformes; Gadidae. The coding region runs from base 134 to 703 and encodes 189 amino acids.
AACCCUGUCUGGCAACCCUACGGCAAGUGCCAUGUUAUCGAGGAUACUGCGACUGGCUGCAGUGGUUGCUUGAAGUUGCGAACCAAGAUUACGACCCUUUAUCAAAAACAGCUACACAUCUAUUUUAUAUACAAUGGCAUGCAAGAAGGCAUUAGUAAUACUUUCUAAAGGUGCAGAAGAGAUGGAAACAGUCAUUCCCGUGGACGUCCUGCGUAGAGCUGGGAUUUCUGUCACACUAGCAGGAUUAACGGGGAAAGAGCCAGUCCAGUGCAGUAGAAAUGUUGUCAUCUGUCCGGAUACAAGCUUGGAAGAUGCCAGCAAACAGGGUCCUUAUGACGUCGUGCUUCUUCCAGGAGGGAUGCCAGGGGCCCAGAAUUUGGCAGAGUCUGCUGCUGUGAAAGAGGUGCUGAAGGAUCAGGAUUCUAGGGAAGGCCUGAUUGCAGCCAUAUGUGCAGGUCCCACUGCUCUUUUGGCCCAUGGAAUUGGCUUUGGCAGAACCGUCACCACACACCCUGCCAUGAAAGACAAGAUGAUGGCUGGAGACCACUACAAGUAUUCAGAAGCACGUGUCCAGAAGGAUGGCCAUUUCAUCACCAGCCGUGGUCCAGGAACCAGUUUUGAGUUUGCAUUAGCCAUUGUGGAGGAGCUAAUGGGGGCUGAGGUUGUAGCUCAAGUCAAAGCACCACUUAUGUUGAAAGACUGAUUAUAGCCCUUGUCUUGGUAGCCAGUAACCUUCAAGCAGCAGUGUCAACUAAUGUGAUUGACUAAAGUGAUGUCAUCGUAUGGGAAAUUAUUCAACAGGAGAGAUAUAAUUGAUUCGAUUUUUACUAUCCUCAUAGAUAGUCAUCUGACCUGGACUCCCUGGAAGAAGAGAUAACGUAUCUCAAUGGGACCUUCCUGGUAAAAUAAAGGAUAAAAAAAAAAAAGAAGGUUAAUCCUAAAAGACAAUGCACUUUAGCUCCUACAGUUGUUCAUUUCUAAGAUAUACAUGACAUUAAACACUUAUGUGCUUUGA